GAAAGAACGUAUAUAUUAUUAAAACUUAAAAAUAACGUCAACAACGAAAGAAAAUAAAAGAUGAUAAACAAAAAAAAUUUAAUAAUAUUUUGUUUAAUAUUAAAUUAUUUUACAAUAUAUGUUAAAGCUGAAACAAAAUUAACAAAUAUGCCUGGACCACUGCCAGCACAUUCUCCAUCAACAUCGAUGUUAGCAGCAGCAUCAAAUGCGAUUACUCCAACGGGAAUUUUUAAUGUUAUUCCCCAAACAUUUGACACCGGUUUUUAUGCCUACGACGACAUGGACGACUACGUGCCAUUUAGCAGUGAUUCUCACGAUCACUUUUCAUGGGAAUUGCUAAGAGAUGUACUUGAAGAAGAGAACACAAACGUUAUUAUAUCUCCUUUUUCCGUAAAACUACUUCUGGCACUAUUGGCUGAAGCAGCAGGCAAUAAUACACAAACACAAAGGGAGUUGAUAAAAACACUGGAAGUGAUCAAAUCACCAGAUAAUUUACGUGGUUUCUAUAAAAAGAUGCUGACAUCAUUGAAGAAGGAAAACCCAUAUACUACUUUAAAUUUGGAAACAAAAAUGUUCACCGAUGAGUUCAUUGAACCUAAACAGAGAUACGCAGCAAUGCUGGCAACGUUUUACGAUACAGAUAUCGAGCGUUUAAACUUUAAAGAUGCUCAAGCAUCGGCAGAUCACAUCAAUACCUGGUGCAAAAAUGUCACCCGUGGCCGUUUGCAAAAUCUUGUAACUAAAGAAAAUGUACAGAAUAGCGUACUCUUAUUAACAAAUGCCAUCUAUUUUAACGGGCUGUGGCGUCGCCAAUUUAACGCAACCUAUGAGGGAGUUUUCUUCAAGACACCUGAAACCCAAUCUCGCGUUCAAUAUAUGGAACAAACCGAGUACUUUUACUAUUAUGACCACAGUUCAAUGAAUACCAAAAUCCUGAGACUACCGUACAAAGGUAAAAAAUUCUCCAUGUUCAUAUUGUUGCCUAAAACUAAAGGUGGAGUCGAGGAACUGACACAAGUACUGCAAAAUGAUCAAGUCAAACGAAUGCAAUUUAUGAUGGAGGAGACCAAGUUAAAAGUUACUUUGCCGAAAUUUAAAUUUGAAUUUGAUAAGAAUCUCAAAAACACACUUUCCUCCCUGGGCAUAAAUGACAUUUUCACUGAUGAUGCAUCUUUGCCAGGGUUAGAUAGAGGUGCUGAGGUGGCUGGAAAAUUAAAGGUAUCAAAUGUUAUUCAAAAAGCCGGCAUCGAUGUGAAUGAAAAGGGCACUGAAGCAUUUGCCUCCACUGUCUUUGAAAUUGGCAAUAAAUUUGGUGGAAAUCCAGUUAUCGAAGAGUUCACUGUAAAUCGCCCAUUCAUCUUUUUCAUCGAAGAGGAAGCCACUGGAAGUAUUAUAUUUGCAGGAAAAGUAUUAGAACCUGUUCUAUAAUUGUAAAAACAAGUUUUUUCUUUGUGUAUGCAAAUAACUACUAUGUGUAUUUAUUAUAUGUAUGCUGUAUAUUCGAAUCAAUAAAAAUGAAGAUACUUUAAUUUAAGAGAUAUUUCUAAGAAAAACAAA
This is a messenger RNA of Calliphora vicina (urban bluebottle blowfly), 1557 nucleotides long. RefSeq names its product Serpin 27A (gene Spn27A). NCBI's taxonomy places the organism in Eukaryota, Metazoa, Arthropoda, Insecta, Diptera, Calliphoridae. The transcript has a single exon. Gene Ontology annotation, molecular function: serine-type endopeptidase inhibitor activity. The record is from RefSeq and is a predicted model, not a curated record. The coding region runs from base 61 to 1428 and encodes 455 amino acids.